Messenger RNA from Nelumbo nucifera (sacred lotus), 1320 nucleotides. RefSeq lists its product as uncharacterized. The record is from RefSeq and is a predicted model, not a curated record. Lineage: Eukaryota; Viridiplantae; Streptophyta; Magnoliopsida; Proteales; Nelumbonaceae.
CAUAGACCAAAUUCAUGAAUGAAGUGCUGAAAGCCUGAAUUGUAGGUUUCCACAAUGUUCUCCUUCAAAUACCAGUUGAACACUUGAGCCCAACUAGCCCUAUCUUCACGAUUGAUGAAUGAUGACAAACGAAAAAAAAAAAAGCAAAGGGAGGUCCCACGUUGUUAAGUAAAUAUAUGUGGUUGCCAUUUCUCCUAAACAAUUUCAUAUAUCCGUUCGUUGAGCUUCCUACCUUUGGGUUGAUUCAUUCCUCCUACUAGUCAGCAGUGGAAUGAACCCAUAGCAUCCCAAGCUCCACUUACUGUUAAGAAGGUUCAGCAGGGAAAAUUGUUCUUUACAUACAACCAAGAGCCAUGAAACCUCCUCGAGUACUGGUCACGAGUUCGAGCAGAUUGGUCUUUACCAGAAACUGGAGGCCUGUUCCAUGCGGGAGAAGGGAUUUUGGUUUCCGGCCACCGGGAGUCACAUUUCCGAUCUCCAUGACUGCAGGCUCCAAAGCUAAUGCUCCCUCCACUCGACCUCGUAUUCCAAUAAUUGCACCAGAUGUUGGGUCGGAUGUGUAUCAGGAAACAGCGAUGAAGUCGGAAGCAGCUUUGGAAGAGAGCCUAGAGAAGGCAAUUUAUCGGUGCCGUUUCUUAGCAUUUUUCGGAGUGUGUGGCUCUUUGGUGGGAUCUUUUCUGUGUUUUAUAAAGGGCUGCACAUAUGUUGUGGCUUCAUUUAUGGAAUACUUUGUGAGCCAUACAAUAGUGAUCUCAUUGUUGAUUGAAGCCAUUGACAUUUAUUUGGUGGGAACAGUGAUGCUAGUCUUUGGAAUGGGUCUUUAUGAGCUAUUCAUCAGCAACCUUGACAUUGCAAAGUCAUUUUCUUCAAAGGAAACAGCAUACCGAUCAAAUCUCUUUGGCCUGUUCGCUCUUAAGGAACGACCCAAGUGGCUUGAAAUAAAAUCAGUAAAUGAGCUAAAGACGAAGCUUGGCCAUGUAAUAGUAAUGGUUCUUCUAGUUGGGUUGUUUGAGAAGAGCAAGAAGGUAGUGAUAAGCUCUUCUCUGGAUUUGCUUUGCUUCUCUACCUCUAUUCUCUUAUCAUCAAGUUGCCUUUAUCUCUUGUCAAGGCUCAACAGCUCAAAGCAAAAAUAAAUAUACAUCUUUCAGCUAAAGGUUGUGUAAAAAUUGACAUUUUAGCUAAGGAAUAUCAAAGUGUGUAAAUAGAUAAAUUAAAUAAACUAUAAACGUGUACCAGCUAUAUUCAGUUGUGCCUUCACCUUCUACUACUUGACAGUAGUGAGGUUUCGGUUCAGUUAAAGAGAUGCUCAACUUAAGGCUG